UUGCUGGCGUAUGUCUCCGGGUGAGUGGCUUCUCCCAGAUGAAUUUUCCCACGCUGCCCCUCGGAGCCACAUAAUAAAUAAGCCUUUCGGGCCUUCCAUCGUCCGUGCGCAAUAGGUUUGGAUCGGAGCGUGCGAAAUAGAGAGAGGUGGUGGGAGGCAAGGAGAGGAGCUGGGGUGGGAUUCCUCAAAGACACAUAAAGAUGGUGAGAGCUCCAUGCUGCGAGAAGAUGGGUCUGAAGAAGGGCCCCUGGACUCUAGAAGAAGACCGGAUUCUGGUCUCUUACAUCCAGAGAAACGGCCAUGGCAACUGGCGCGCUCUCCCCAAGCAAGCUGGUCUAUUGAGGUGUGGGAAGAGUUGCAGGCUCCGAUGGACAAACUACCUCCGACCAGAUAUUAAGCGAGGGAACUUUACCAAGGAAGAAGAAGAGAUCAUCAUCAAGUUGCAUGACAUGCUCGGAAAUAGAUGGUCUGCGAUCGCAGCGCAGCUACCUGGACGAACGGACAAUGAGAUCAAGAACGUGUGGCACACGCACCUGAAGAAACGAGUGAAUCCAAACCAGCCGGUCCAAAAUCCCUACAGGAAGAGAAAGGCCCAAAGCGAUGAGGCCAUGGCUGGGAUGGGAUUUGGACCCACCGCGCCCAACGGGAAGCUACAAAACCCAAGCCCUGGGCCCGUCUCCCCAUCGCAGUCUUGUAGCGACAUCUCCUCCUCGGCCACCAAUUCAUCCACCAUUACCGAAGAAAUUAACAUUGCCGGCAUCAAGGAAGAGUGCACGGAUUCUUCGGAGGAACUCCCGGAAAUUGACGAGAGUUUCUGGUCCGAGGCAUUAUCCAUUGAAAAUUGUGACACGCCCAUGGAUUAUAACAUGAUAGCCGGUCCUCCUCCUACUUCUCUUGGUCAUGCCUUCUUCUCCUUCAGUCCAUCCAACUACAAUAACGAUGACAUAAAUUUUUGGUUGAAGGUCUUCAUGGAAGCAGGAGAUUUUCAGGAAUUGCCUGACAUCUGACUGACAAACAUGAGAGAAAGAGAGAACGGCCUUUGCAGCGAAUACUAUAAUGAUUUUUUUUUUUCAAAAAAAAAAAAGAGAAAAGAAAUUAACAUUUUCUUUUGUACUUUUUGCAUGAUGGGAGAUUUGUCAUAUACCAAAGCAGGACAAGUCAUAUAGGUAGACUGCAAAGUCGUAAGAGUGGCCUCUGAAAUAUAGAGGGGGUAGAGACUAACAAUGUAAAAGGAGCUUUUCUUCAAGAGAGACAUAUUUGUAUCAUCUUACACAGUCUUAGCCUGAUUGUAUGAGAUUUGAUUACAUAGAUUUAGAUGCAUACUCUUUCUGACUAUCCUGACUGAUGCUUUAUGCAUGUCCAUUGUUUUCACGAUCAA
This is a messenger RNA of Elaeis guineensis (African oil palm), 1378 nucleotides long. Its product is annotated as transcription factor MYB30. Lineage: Eukaryota; Viridiplantae; Streptophyta; Magnoliopsida; Arecales; Arecaceae. The record is from RefSeq and is a predicted model, not a curated record.